Molecule: messenger RNA, 2227 nt
Organism: Vigna angularis (adzuki bean)
Lineage: Eukaryota; Viridiplantae; Streptophyta; Magnoliopsida; Fabales; Fabaceae
Exons: 6
Coding region: 394-2097 (567 amino acids)
Source: RefSeq, a predicted model, not a curated record
GUAGUCAGUCUUUUAUUCAAUACGUGGUUACCGCCCUUUUUCACUUCAUCUUCUUGCUUAUUCCUUGCAGGUUAACAAAGAUUUGCUGCUUCUAAUCAAAACCAGCACCAUCAAAACACAGCAGCUCAAAUUCCAUUUCUUCGUAGCAAGUUUACUUGCACCAGAGGAGGAGGCAGCGUAGUAGCACUUUCUUCCUUCGGUAGUUUCUCCCACAAAAAAAGAUUGCGUCUUUUGGAUCUUAUGGCAUUUUAACCCAAAACCAAACCUAGGUCCUUGAUUGUCAUAGAGGGGUUGAAGAAUGAAAAUGGUAAACUGACAGAGACAUUAUUUGAAUCUUUGGAGAGGAGAUAUAAUAAACUCCCUGUCAGUGAUGUGAAAUUGGAAGAGAGUACUAUGCCUUUGAUGAGUGAAGAUCCCUCUAAUUGUGGGAACACUGAAGUGGAGCCUAAUCUUGGAGUUUCUUUCGCUGUCAAAGAUGAAAAGGAUGUUAGUGACCACGAGCUUGAAAAUGACACUUGGGAGCCUGUUUCUUUACAAAGGGAUGAAGAUACUCAUUACUCUGUUGAUACUGGCACUUGUCAGUCUCCCAAAAAAGGGAACAAGGAGGAUGCUGUAGGUGCAUUAGGGGUAAAAUUCAAAUUGGAAAAGAAGAUCGUGGACCUAAGUGAUGAUGAAGAUAAGUACACAUCACACGGAUUGCAUGGAGAGAAAGCUAUUUCUCAAAUAAUUGAAGAAAAUGAAUAUCCACAAUUGGUUGAAAUUAUCAAAAGAAAACGUGCUUCUGAUAUUGAGGCUUCUACUUCCACAUCUACAUCCUCUACUGAUUUAUUUGAAAAAGAAAAUCUCCCCGUAAAGAAAACGCCGUUGGCAACUCCCACACCAGUCACUCCUUUGGUUUCCUCACCAUCGUUGUCUCUCUCAUGGCAAUCUAGGUACUUGACUAGUCCCCCUUCUCCUCCUUCAUGUCAUGUUAAAUGGAAGAGGGCUCGAAUGACAUCAUCAGGCCAGUUCUCAUCAGAAUCAGCACUUCAAAUUGCUAAGCGCAUUGAUUCCCUGGAGAUGCAGUCCAAACAGGGUAUGUUUCAUUCCGAUGCAGAUUUCGACGGCCCGUCAGGCAGAAAGAAAGGCCCCGGUGAGACCUCCCAAGGAGACCCUACCAUCGACCUAUCUAUUGUCGUCUCCGGUCGUUCGGAUCAGCCACCAAGGCAAGAACCCACAGCUCACGAGCUCGUUCCCAUCUUGACAAAACGAUUAGUUUUGGAUGGCAAUCCUACUUAUUUACGCAAGCUUGUGGACCGAGGAGAAAUCGGCUACCGGCGAGUUGGCGCAGGCAAAGCUCUUACGGCGCGUUCGUUUAACGUUAACGUUCGUUAUUUUCGUGACUCUAUCAAAGAUGUCAUGACCAAAGUGCUUACCGUUCGCUAUGAAAAUCUUGGCGACAUGCGACCUACUGAUAUCACCGCGGAGAUUACAACUUACGUCCCGCAUAUUGCUGACAUUUGCAUGACGGCUCUCUACGCAAAACUACGUAGCAUUAAUCUUGCAUAUGGACAACAUGCAACCAGGUACACUACUGCCCCUAGUUACACUAAGGACAUUGAACUCCCUCUGCCUUUGGCUCUUGCUAUACAGGAAUUUGGCUCUUUCCAAUCUCAUUCUCUGGAAUCCAACCUCAUCAUGAUACCAACCUACCCAGAAGGAACUCAACAUGAAGGUCGUUCCGCUGCUGCUUACCCCUUCGCUGAAUAUUUGACUUACGUACCGACCCUCGCACGUCUUGGGAUUCCCCUGAAGUCCGUUGACGCCGGAGUUAAAACAGGCUCCGCUUGGUGGACCUUUAAACUGGAAGUUAUUUUCGGAUCUGCUGAUUUAAUCUGCACCCUACCUCGCAGCCACUACUCCGACAUGAGCGCACAGCUUAGAAUGCUGUUUAUCGCUGGAGAUGAGACGCAUCCACCUGAGGAUAUCGUCAGUCUCCCUGCCACUUAUAACAACUUCGGCACUCUUGCAAGUCUUAUCACUAAGCAGUACAACAGCCGCACGUUCCUUGCAAUUAUCCAUGGACCUAAAGAAGAAUGGGAUUAUGGCACUGUCUAAUUUCAAGUUUAUUGUAAUUCGAACAAUAUUGGUUCUUUUGCAGCAAACUUUACUGCGCACUCUUUUGUGCAUCUUGUAUUUUGAAUACUUUUGUGGGUGUUUUUUAAAAAGUACUUCGGACAUUGAACAA